Molecule: messenger RNA, 1840 nt
Organism: Sciurus carolinensis (gray squirrel)
Lineage: Eukaryota; Metazoa; Chordata; Mammalia; Rodentia; Sciuridae
Gene: Ywhae
Product: tyrosine 3-monooxygenase/tryptophan 5-monooxygenase activation protein epsilon
Exons: 7
Coding region: 114-836 (240 amino acids)
Biological process (GO): signal transduction
Cellular component (GO): cytoplasm
Source: RefSeq, a predicted model, not a curated record
CGGAUUGAGGCGCCGCCAUUUUUGCUGCCCGGACGCGGAGCGAGAGGCUGAGAGAGUCGGAGACGCUAUCCGCUUCCAUCCGUUGCGCAGACCCUUCCGGAGCCGCUGCCACUAUGGAUGAUCGGGAGGAUCUGGUGUAUCAGGCGAAGCUGGCCGAGCAGGCUGAGCGAUACGACGAAAUGGUGGAAUCAAUGAAGAAAGUAGCAGGAAUGGAUGUGGAGCUGACAGUUGAAGAAAGAAACCUCCUAUCUGUUGCAUAUAAAAAUGUGAUUGGAGCUAGAAGAGCUUCCUGGAGAAUAAUCAGCAGCAUUGAACAGAAAGAAGAAAACAAGGGAGGAGAAGACAAACUAAAAAUGAUUCGGGAAUAUCGGCAAAUGGUUGAGACCGAGCUAAAGUUAAUCUGUUGUGACAUUCUGGAUGUACUGGACAAACACCUCAUUCCAGCAGCUAACACUGGCGAGUCCAAGGUUUUCUAUUAUAAAAUGAAAGGGGACUACCACAGGUAUCUGGCUGAAUUUGCCACAGGAAAUGACAGGAAGGAGGCUGCAGAGAACAGCCUAGUGGCUUAUAAAGCUGCUAGUGAUAUUGCAAUGACAGAACUUCCACCAACGCACCCCAUUCGUUUAGGUCUUGCUCUCAACUUUUCCGUAUUCUACUAUGAAAUUCUUAAUUCCCCUGACCGUGCCUGCAGGUUGGCAAAAGCAGCUUUUGAUGAUGCAAUUGCAGAACUGGAUACACUGAGUGAAGAAAGCUAUAAGGACUCUACACUUAUCAUGCAGUUGUUACGUGAUAACCUGACACUAUGGACUUCAGACAUGCAGGGUGAUGAUUCCUAAAGGAAAAUCCAACUCUUCCUUUCCUAAAAACUCUACUUUGUGAAGAGCAGAAUAAAGAAGCGCUGCAGGAUGUGGAAGAUGAAAAUCAGUGAGACAUAAAAGCCAACAAGAGAAACCAUCUCUGACCACCCUACUCCUCCCUGUCCCACCCCUUGGAAGUUCCCCAUUGUCACUGAGAACCACCAAAUCUGACUUUUACAUUUGGUCUCAGAAUUUAGGUUCCUGCCCUGUUUUUCCGCCCCCCUUUUUUUGUUUUUGGUUUUUUUUUUUUUUUUUUUAAACAGUUUUCAAAAGUUCUUAAAGGCAAGAGUGAAUUUCUGUGGAUUUACUGGUCCCAGCUUUUAGGUUCUUUAAGACACUAACAGGACUGCAUAGAGGCUUUUUCAGCAUUACUGUAUUGUCUCCGUGCCAGAAGUGGCAAGAUCACCAUUAGAAAUGGAAAUUACAUUUGAAAGCCAUUAGACUUCUAGGUGAUGUAUCUGAGAAAUUGAUCACACUUUAGAGGCAUAUGUGGUAUCAUUUUUUUUUCCUUUUUCUAAUUGUUUGAAUUUUAUAUCAAUGUUUAAACUUAAUUGGGUGUUAGCUUGAGGUGGUUAAAAGGUUGUUUUGGGGGAGGUUUGUUAUGGUUUUGCUGUAAAAAGUGUUUCAAACUCUGCUGAAAUGUUGCUGAAAAGCAUGGUGCUGGUAACAGUUCAACAAUCCGUGGCUGCUCAUUCUUGCCUACUUUUACUCUCCCUCUGAAGCAGGUUAGCAUUGAAGGUGGUAUGGAGAAGCCUGCAUGCGUGUUCAAUUCUUUGUUUCUUCUCCUUCCCUUUCCCUCUGCCUCCCCUACCCUCCUUCGCUCGCUCAACCUCUUUUGUUCAGUAUGUGUAACUUGAAGCUAAUUUGUACUACUGGAUAUCUGACUGGAGCCACAGAUACAGAAUCUGUAUUGUUCUUACUGAAACACAGCAUGGAAUUAACAUUAAACUUAAAUAAAACAAACCUAAAUUAAAAAUGCCAAA